Patella vulgata (common limpet) is the source of this 7274-nucleotide messenger RNA. RefSeq names its product centrosome and spindle pole-associated protein 1. The coding region runs from base 351 to 6056 and encodes 1901 amino acids. Lineage: Eukaryota; Metazoa; Mollusca; Gastropoda; Patellidae. Gene Ontology annotation, cellular component: centrosome; microtubule; spindle pole. Gene Ontology annotation, biological process: positive regulation of cytokinesis. The record is from RefSeq and is a predicted model, not a curated record. The transcript is spliced from 52 exons.
GAAUUCCUAAAUAUUUGUUGUUAAGUGAAAUAUUUCACCAUUUAUAUCUCAAAAGUUACAAAAUUAUGCUUUCAUUUACGAAUGAAUUAAAUGAAUUAUUGGUGCAAUAUCAUUUCGAAAGUUCAUAAAUAACAUCUAGUGAUAUUUCACAUUUAUUUUGGUAUCGAUUCAAUUUGUUUUCCCAGUGUUUUGGUUUGUGUUCACCGUUGCUAUCUAAAAAUAAAUCAAUAUUGAUGCAAAUUAAGCGCUGUAUGGCGGUCGUAUGAAUGUUCAUCCUUCCAUACAAAUCUUGUCCCAGCUUGUUUUAGAUACCAAAGGAAAACUGGAGAGUUGAAAUGCAAUAAUUAAAGAUGUCUAGUGCGUUAGUAGAUACAGAUAUAGAUCGGUUUAUCAGAGAACAGAAAUCAAAACUAGCUUCUGAAAAACAUGACUUGAACGAAGAUGAUAAUUACUUUAAAACUAGUCGUCGACAAUGGGCAGAGCCUGAUAAAGAGAAUUUUAUAAUAGCCGGUAGUAAUGAGAGAGAUGAACGUGCUGAAACUCCUGCACACCAAGGCUAUCCUGUAGACAAUCGCCAAAUAAUCAAGCAACGUAAAGAAUUGUCUGAUCAGAGAAAACAAGAAUAUAAUAAUUAUUUAAAGACUCAUACGGAUAAUCGGAGAAAACCAAAGAAUCUCACACCAACUCAAAAGAGUAUUCAAGUUGGGGAAUAUGAUAAUAAAAUUAAAGAGAGGUUACAUGGUCAGAGAAAGAAGGAAUAUAAUGAUUAUUUAAAUAAGGCACAGAAAAAGGGCAAAACUAAAAGAGGAAGAAAUUUUAAAUAUCACAAUCAUAAUGCAGUUUUAACAGAUCGUUUUGAUCAGCAUGAUUAUGAUGCUGUUGCUAGGCAGCAUCAGGAUGAAAACUAUCAUGACUACGAUCUUCAUCUUCAGCUUGGAUCUCCGGUAGAAUAUUAUGAAACGAAUGAUGUUUAUCCUGAUAAUGAUACGUCACGUGUCGCUGGUUUACCAGUUGGUCAGUAUGAAGAAAAUAAAAAACGUAAUGCUGAGGAAACUAAACGCAAAUAUCGUGCCGAUUUAGAAAAGCAAUUGAGAGAAAAAGAAAAGAUUAUAAAAAGACAACAUGGUGUUAAAAGUAAAAAAAUCUCUCGAGACGAAAGAGAAAAGCAACUGAGGAUUAGAGAGGAAAUGUUGAGGAAACAACUGAGAGUUCAGGGCAGCCCUCGUAGAUCUAUUGAGAAAAGAGAUCGUAAGCUGUACCAGCCAGUGCAACCACAGCGUUGUACAUGUGGUUAUAAUUUUCCACGAGCUGAUGCUGAGGAACGAGCAUAUCUUGACUUUAUACAUCUAAGAGACAAAUAUGACUUCAGAUAUCAAGAUGAAUAUGAUGAGUGGCAGAGACGUCAGUUGGCAGCAUUGUCAGAGAUUGAAAGACGACAGUUAGAAUUGCGUCUGAAAUUGGAACGAGAUCUCGCUCUCCAUUAUUUACAAAGGGAUGCUAUGGCACAUCUCUCAGAUGAAGAAAAGGAAGCGAUUCGACAUUGUCCAGUUCACAUAGCAAAAUGUAGUCCCUGCGCUAGUCGCAGUCCAAGUCCUCAUAUUGACCCACCUCUCUACGAUCCAACUGAAGCAGAGAUACUACGACAGUCAUCAGAAACCCCCGAGCGUCUAUUGAUAGGAGAAACAUCAACAGAACAUCGUGAGAAACUAAGACAGGAAAGGCAACGUGAAUACAACGAUAUGAUGGCACAGAAGAGAAGCAGAGCCCGCAGAAAUAUCCUGGGCGAUGAUGAAGAUAGUGGGUGGGGCAUAUUUGGUAAUCGGUCGGAGGAUGACCGUAAACUAGCCAAUCAGAGACGUGAUGAUUUACUUAUUAAUGACAAGAAAAUGGGCACUCCUCGGACAUGGAGAGAACCGUCGAAGGAAGAAAUUCUAUUGGAUGACAAGAGAGAAAGUUAUCGCAAAAAACUUGAAGAAGAAAGGAAAAAUGAAUAUAAUGAACAUUUGAAGAAAACAAUGACAAACAAGAAAACAUGGCGAGAACCAACAAAAGAAGAUUUAUUUAUUAAGGAUUCAGAUGAUAGAAAAAGAAAAUUACAGGAAGAAAGGAAUAAAGAAUAUAAAGAAUUAGUACAGAAAAAAGCUGGAAUUGGGAAAAGAGACUGGCGAGAACCAUCCAAAGAAGAUCUGUUUAUCAAAGACUCAAAUGAUAGAAAGAAAAAAUUACAAGAAGAAAGGAAUAAAGAAUAUCAGGAAUUACUACAACAGAAAAAAGCAGCUGAGAAAAGUCAAGACUGGAGAGAGCCUCUGAAAGAAGAUCUUUUGAUCAAAGACACUGCUGAUAGAAAGAAGAAAUUAGAAGAAGAAAGGAAGAAAGAAUAUCAAGAAUUAUUGGAGAAAAAAAAUCUUCGACCAAGAGAGUGGAGGGAACCAUCAAAAGAACAACUUUUCAUAUCAGACACAUCAGACAAGAAGAAGAAAUUACAAGAACAGCGAAAAGAAGAAUAUAAUCAGUUACAAAAGAAACAGACACAAAACAGAUAUCAUGAUUUACCACCUAAACCUGGUACACCAGGGGGAUUCUUAAAUAAACUUGGAUCACAUGAAAAACAGCGACAGAAAUUACAAGAAGAAAGACAGAAAGAAUAUAAUCGUAUGCAGGCAGAGAAAUUAGGUCUACAUGAUUUUGACGAUCACAGAAUGUUGAAAACAAAAGAUGAAGAAAUAUUUGCAACAUUACCAGGACUAAAUUAUCAUGGUAGUGCCACGCAAAGAGCAAAAGCUAGAGAGAGAAAUGAGGAAUAUAAUGACUUUAAGCAGGUGUUUGAUACACCUAGGAUGGGUAGAGGUGAAGAACCACCAGGUGCACCUAGGAAAGGAUGGGGAACACCAACAUAUGAAGAAAUGUUAGAAAAGAAAAGAAAUGAAGAACAGAGAUACAGACGAUUAAAUGAUCCAGACUAUUCUCGUCCUGGAUUAAAAGCCUAUAACAGUGAAGGGGCACUCCACAGACUUGAGGAUGAGAAGAGAUUAAAAGACAUAGAGAAAGAUAUAUCAACAAAGAAAUCUGUUUUACAAAACGGAAUACUGGAUGAUCCUGACUGGCUUCGAUCAAGUCACGAAGCAGAGCACGAUCGAACCUAUUCACGCCUGCUCGAACGAUUAAAAAAUUGGAAUGAUGAUACACAGGAAGAUGAUAUUAAAAAGGAGGAACCGACCAAGGAGACACCAGUUAACAAAAAAGCAUCAAAGCAAGAUAAGCACUUACCACCUCAUGGACCAGCAGCACAUGCUCCUGUAUAUCAUGAUUAUCCUCCAAGAGGAAUUAAAGACGCUCCGGCAUAUCUCCCUGAUGCCAAUAAACAUCGUUUUUAUGCUUCAUUACCUGUUGGUGAAGGGGAAUCCCAGAAAGAAUUACAGAAAAGAAAAGAUGCAUAUAAAAAAGAAUUAGAAAGACAGAUGCAAGAAGCUGAAGAAGCUAGAAAAAAAAAUAGAGUAGUAGAACCUCCUCAAGCUGAGGUUGCAAAACAGCAACAGCCAGUUCAACCAAGGGUAAUUGUUAUUCCUAAUGUCCAAAAACAACCUGAAGUUAUACAAGCUGCUGCACAGCAACAAUAUCAAUUAGCAACAGGUGGUGAUAGGUUAAGUCCAAGAGCUGAAAUGUUGCUGGGAAGAACUCGUGAUCUGGAGAGGUUGGAGAGAAGACUGAAAAAAAUUGAACAUCAACAGCAUGGAAUUUCACAGUUAGAUUUAGCAGAACUAGAUUUUAUGUCACACCGUGAUCCAAGAAAACAGAUGCAUCAACCAAGUCAUGGAACAACUGGUAUACUAGAACAAGGCUUUGAUAGAUUGUUAGAUCCACCCAAAGCUGUUGCCAAACCCCCAAUUGGUCUUGCUUAUCAGCCAUCGACAUAUGUAACAGGAGGUCAAAAUUUUGAUAAAUUUAAUUCAAUAGAUCAAGUUUAUCAGUAUUAUGGUGCACAAAAUCCAUUGGACAUUCCUGUUGCAGCUCCAGCACCUAAUUAUGGUGUUGCACCAGCUGUGGUUCCUAGUGGAGGUGUUAUUGUUGAUAAUUAUAGAGCUAUGGGUGGAGGUGGUGGAGGAGGAGGAGGGGGAUAUGUUUCACCUACAAUGGCAUAUAAUGAUCUACGAGGAGUAGGAGAUGCAGACCCUAAUGACGGCACAGAAGCAGAACGUAAAGCCAAACGUGCUCAAGCUCAAAUCUAUCAACGAGAAUUAGAAAGACAGAUGGAGGAAAAGAAAUAUAAGAAAUCUUUAGAAAAACAAGAGCGAGAAAGAUAUGAGCGUAAAUUAGAAGAAGACAUCAAGAAUUAUAAUCCCUACGGUCGAGGUGGGGCAGGUGCUCCUAUGAAAGAUGCCCAGGGCAAUACUGUAGCUGACUUGAGGGCUUUACAGAAAGGAUACAGUCCCAGAUAUGAUACAGGCUACGUUGAUCCAUAUAUUUCUCCACGAGGUGUAGCUCGUGCAGCCUCACCUAAAGAUGAUUUGAUAAAAACUCCACCUGCCCAAACCACAGCACUUGGGGAAGCAACACACGCUAGAGGAGGUCAUGGAAUAUUUGGCCAUCCAAAGACAGAAGCCGAGAAAACUCAGGCUGAUCGUUAUAAAGAAGAAUUAAAAAGACAGAUUGAUAGAAAGAAGCGAGAUGCUGAAAUGGAGAAAGAGAGAGAAAGGCGUGAAGAAGAGAAACAAAGUAAAAUAGUCGAAGAACAGAGGAAAAAAAUGCAGGAAGAAUAUGACGAAGAAAAAAGAAGAAUUAUGGCUAAAGAGGAAGAGGCUCGACUUAGAAAUGCAGAAAUAAUCAAAAUGCAGGAAGACAGAAAAACAGAUGAAGAAAGAUUAAAAGGAGAAUUAGAGAAAAAGAAACAAGAUGAAGCUAGAAUUGAUUAUGAAAGAGAGAGGUUGGCCAGGGAGGAGAAGAGAGGGGAAUCCCCACCAGUACCAGCCAUCAAAUCAAACAAUCCGACCGAUAAAUCAGAAAAAACAGAUGACAAUAAAAAUGAUAAAAUUCAAACAAAAAAUGAUAAAAAUGAGAAACGGUCAUCUUCAAAUUCUGCUUCACCUAAACCUUCCUCGCCUGUCAAUCAGUCUGUUGCCAUAGAGACAGCCUCUAAAUCUCCGCCCAUUCCUGCUGUCAAGACAAACUUACAAGAUACUAAUGCUUCAACUUUGACUGAAACAGCACCUAGAAAUAAUAGUGCUGAUGUUUUGAAUCAACUUGCCCAUAUGAGACGACAGUUACAAAGUGAACGAAAACGAGUAGAAAAUAUGUUGGAGGAAACAAGGAAUGAACCUGAUGUGUAUGAUCCUAGAUUAGUUAAUAGAGUAGCUGUACCAGUACAACAAACACAACAAUAUCAGAAAACUGAUAUAUUUGAAACAGCGCGCAACAGGAAUGCAGUUCAGGUUCGUCGAGCACCAACAGCAGAUCAUGCAAAUCCCAGUGUCUUACAAGAAUUUGAUCAUCUUAAACAUAAAGCGGACACAGAUUCUAGAAAACAGUUCCGUAAAUUAUAUCCUGUUGAUCCACGAACACAGGAAGAACUUGAAUCCCAACAAGCAGCAUUACUCCGACAACAGGAACAAAGAUUGAUGGGAUAUGGACAUUCUCCAAGUGACACAGAUACUAUAGGAAUUAAUUCUACUAGCCCUCAAGCCAUGCUUCAUUCAAACAGUGCCUUUAUAGAUGUUGAAGGAAUGGAUAGAAAUCUUUUCCCUGAUGAUUUUGACGAUUUUCCAAAAAGGAAUGAUUCAGCCAGACAGAGAAGACGAGACAGAGACCAAGGUAGAAGUGACCCUGAGAUUCCACGUAACUAUAAUCCUAUGGGUUCUAUCACUAGCCUGGACGUAGAUAAAAUAUCAAGGAAAAAUGAAGAUAGAUUACAACGACUCAAAGAAUUACAAGAUGAUGUAUCACUGUAUGAUCCUGAUGAUGUUUUAAAUAGAUUUAUGGAGAAACAGUCCCAUAACAGACCCCCGAGUAACAACACUUUACAAGAUGAUUCAUGGCUUUUACCAGGAAAUAAAAAAAUAUGAGUUGAGAAAUGUUCUUGAACAUGUGUUGGCCAAAUAUGAUCUGAUGCUGUAUAUGCAACAAGACAAGGGCAGACAGCAAUACUGUUACAACUGUCCCUUCUGAAGAUAUUUCAAGUCACAUAAUAAUUGUUAUAUAAUUAAUAUUUUUAUUUAUUUAUUUUAGAAAUGUAUUAAUGAAGAGUUAUAACAAUUAUAAAAUAAAGAAACCAAAUAUUUUUUGUUUAUAUUUUUAAUUCAUUACAAUUGUUUUCAUUAAUAACAAUGAUACCAAGUGCUCAUUAUUUAUUGAAAAUGGCAAUAUUUAUUUAUGUAUAGAGAAUUGUAUUGUUUAUAGUGUACAUAUAUACCCUAAUACAUACAAUAUAUUCCAUGUCAUAUUAGUCAUUUUAUUUUGUGUAAGAUAAUGAUAACUAAAAUUAUAUACCAUAUGUAUGUAUUGUAUAUAUUUUAUUUUACUAUGUAUUGUUUAAUGGUCGAGAGCGAGACAUUAAGUAAUAUAUUGUAACAACAAGAGGACCGUCAGGUCCGAGUGUUUUUACAAUAUAUUACGCAAUGUCUCAGCUCGAGACCAUUAAACAUCUUAAAAUACAGACACUCCGCACGUGCGUUUACAGUGAAAUACGUCACUCGAGUCUAAUAUUUGACAAGGUACGAUUGGCAAGUUGCCCGUACGAUUAUUUGAAAUAAUGGUACGCCAACAUCAAAGGGUGACGUCACAUCUGUAUUUUAAAUACACUUAAUUAACAGUAAGGAUGAAUAAGGAAAAGUUGGUUUUACUUAAGUGUACUUACAAAUCUUUCCCCAAGCCAAUUUAAAAUAUAACUUACAAUAGAUAAAUGUUACAUGUACUGAUGCUUUAUUGUCAUCUGGACUGCCAGUUAUUCAUCUUGAUAAAUUUUAAUGAUAAUUUAAUAUUUCAUUGAAUUUUGAUUGAUCUAAAAAUGGAACUGAUGUUUUUUUUUCUAUCACUAAAUAUUGUAUGUAUAUUGUUGAAUAGACAAAUUUUAAUCCCUCCAUUAUUGAUCUUAAAAAUUUGCACAGAAAGGAAAUCUUUAUUUUAGGGAUAAAUAUUUCCAAGUGAUUUAUUAUUUGAAUGUAUGCUUUCAAUUCCCUCCACGGUCUCUAUAAAUGUAUCUGUGAUAUUCUUUUACUUACAAUUUGUGAAAGAACUUGAAAUAAUAUUAAAUAAUAUUAGUUAUAAUAAAUUAUCUAAAUGGA